CGACAUUGCAACGACUCCAACCUUGUGAAGAAUUGCAAAGUUGUCUAUACUUGUUAUGUGCUUUUACGUAUCUUUACUGUCCAAAAAGGUUGCCAUUGAUGAACUAUAGCCAGACAAUAAUUGCAGUUUACAAGUUACUCUCUCAUGUGGCUGUCACUUAUGUUUGAUCAAUUUUUCAGUACUGUCGGGAGCCCUAUAGCAGACAUGGACUGUAAGUCUUGCUCUAGGUGUACUGCGAUAACUAUUUAAAUAAAUCAGAUCCUUCAGCUUCUAGCAUUACUUGUAGAAACAAAACUUUUAGGGUAAGGGUUACACGAGAGUUAUCAGCUUACAUAUCUAUUGAACAAUUGUGGAGACUGGCGACUACCAUCUGUGACUCCCAAUAGCUGUUUUCAUGUCGACAUUAGACAUUACUCAGAAGGUCAUGAGAUCAAUAUGUGUGGUGAUAUUUAGCAUUUAGGCAUAAACUUUUGCCUUUCUGGUGUUUGGUUUUAUUAACUUCCAUUGAUGAAUGCAUUCACUUGACUUAAUAUAUUCUAUCAAAUAUUUUGAAAGCCGUCUAGGGAUCCUGAACCCUUUUCUUUCUUGUAAGAUUGUACAUGUAGCAUCAUACUCGCCAUCAUCCCUGUAUAGGAACCAGGAGUCCAGGACCACUAUGCCAUUGGCCCCUUCAAGUUAGACAAUUAUGUAAGGGGUAAAUCCUUUAUUUUUUUUACAGGAAAGCAAUUGCAUUAUUUUAUGCUUCACUUCCAGUAUUUUCUUAUUAAGUUCCUUCCUGGAAGGUAUUAGGGUAGUGCACAUUUUACUGCAAGCCAGUCUCAGGUCGUUUCAGAGAAUAGCAGAUGAUCAUGGAACCUAUAUUUCUUCUGAAUCCUUCUGAGGUUUGUUUGAUAGUAGCAGAGGAGCAAGUGAGAGGGCAAAGAUGGAGCAUGUUCCUCUUUUGAGUCCUUAUGAAAUGGGAAGGUACACUUUAUCACACAGAAUUGUGCUGGCACCAUUAACAAGAUCAAGAUCAUAUGAAGCUACAGGGGUAUCGUCUGAUGCUCAAGGCAUUAACAACCCAGGGAUCUGGACUAAGGAACAAGUAGAGGCCUGGAAGCCUGUUGUGGAUGCUGUGCAUGCAAAGGGUGGAGUAUUCUUCUGUCAGAUUUGGCAUGUAGGAAGAGCAUCUGACUUAGAGCAAGAACCCAUCUCGAGCACGGACAAGCCGGUGGAAAAGAAUGAAUUUACCAAUAUGGAUUUUCCUGUCCCAAGACGGUUAACUGUUGACGAAAUUCCUCAUAUCGUCGAUCAUUUCAGAAAAGCUGCAAGAAAUGCUAUAGAUGCUGGGUUUGAUGGGGUUGAAAUUAACGGUGCGCGCUUCCUCCUCGAGCAGUUCAUGAAAGACGGCGUCAACGACCGCACCGACGAGUAAGGGGGCAGCCUGGAGAACCGCUGCCGCUUCGCCCUCGAGGUCGUCGAGGCCGUGGCCGCCGAGGUUGGGCCCGACCGCGUCGGGCUCCGCCUCUCCCCUUACCCUUACCUCAGCUACUUCGGCUGCCGUGGCUCCGACCCGGACGCGCUGGGCAUGUACAUGGCGCAGGAGCUGGACAGACGCCGCAUCGUGUACUGCAGCGUGGUGGAGCCCGAGAUGACAGCCUCGCCGGCGCCGAGGGUCCCGAGGAGGCUGCACGGCAUGAGGAAGGCCUUCGGCGGGACGUUCAUCGUUGCCGGAGGGUACGACAGGGAGGAAGGGAACAGAGCCGUGGCCGAUGGGUACGCGGACAUGGUGGCCUUCGGUCGCCUGUUCCUGGCGAACCCUGACCUCCCCAGGAGGUUCCGGCUGGACGAUCCUCCUCUCAACAAGUAUGACCGGGCGACGUUCUACACCGGCGACCCUGUCGUCGGGUACACGGACUACCCUUUUCUUGAUGGUGAUGGUGAUGAUGAUGAUUGUGAGGCGGUGAGUGUCACACGGGCUGAGUGAUGGACUGAUGCUUACGGCGUAUUGCUGCUGUUGCUGCUGCUGUUUAACAAACGGUGAAAUAAUGCUCUCUAAACCUCUGUGUUUGGGUGGGAGAACAAGAUGCAUUGCAAGUUUGUGAAUUUUCACAUUAUAAGUAUUUUGGUGAUUGCCUUAGGGGAGUACCUAGACCCACUAAAAGCUGGUUUUAUUUGGUGUUAGUGCACUAUGUUAGUCAAUUUGGUGUUAUCAAAAUGAUAUACUAUUUGAUAACAAUAAAUUCUCUAACCCUAUGCAAGUUGUUUUCAUGUUUUCUGGCUAGCUCCAAAUUCUAAUAUUGCUAUAUGAUGUUAUCACAGAAGGAUCAUGGCAUUGCAUGCAAUGGUGUUACAUUCUUAGAAUCAAUUGUCAAAUAUCUCUUGUUCUAUUGUGUAUGGCGUAACACAUAUAGACUUGUAAGAAUCUUGGUGAUUUUUUGAGCCAUUCAGUUGUUU
Messenger RNA from Oryza brachyantha (malo sina), 2436 nucleotides. RefSeq names its product putative 12-oxophytodienoate reductase 13. Lineage: Eukaryota; Viridiplantae; Streptophyta; Magnoliopsida; Poales; Poaceae. Gene Ontology annotation, molecular function: oxidoreductase activity; FMN binding. The record is from RefSeq and is a predicted model, not a curated record.